Messenger RNA from Manduca sexta (tobacco hornworm), 2961 nucleotides. It is a transcript of the gene CkIIalpha, whose product is annotated as casein kinase II subunit alpha. The transcript is spliced from 7 exons. Bases 302 to 1357 code for a protein of 351 amino acids. Lineage: Eukaryota; Metazoa; Arthropoda; Insecta; Lepidoptera; Sphingidae. Gene Ontology annotation, cellular component: nucleus; protein kinase CK2 complex; cytosol. Gene Ontology annotation, molecular function: ATP binding; protein serine/threonine kinase activity. Gene Ontology annotation, biological process: protein phosphorylation. The record is from RefSeq and is a predicted model, not a curated record.
ACGUUAAGUAUGGCAGCACCGGCGCAUGGUGUGUGUGGAUGAAUGGACAGGGAUAGGAUAGGUGGGCGUCCAUCUUGAAAUUUUACUGGGUUUGAGCCGGUUUAGUUUUAAUAAAAGUGAAUUUUGUAGUUUAGAUAUCAGUUAAUUAUUAGUUUUGAAAAAGUUCCAUGUAUGCUGUAAUUAUUUUAUAGCUUAAUAUAGGAUUAACCACAGUAAUGUUUUAGUAUCACUACUCAAGACAUACGCGAUUUCCGGAAAGACUAUCGCUGAUAAAACCUUAGGUGGGCAUAGGCAUAGUACGAUGGCAGUACCUAGUAGAGCGAGGGUAUAUGCCGAUGUGAAUUCACAGCGUCCCAGAGAGUACUGGGAUUAUGAAAGCUAUGUAGUUGAUUGGGGUAACCAGGAAGAUUAUCAGUUAGUCCGCAAGCUAGGCCGCGGAAAAUACAGUGAAGUAUUUGAGGCAAUAAAUAUCACAAACAAUGAGAAAUGUGUAGUUAAAAUAUUAAAACCUGUUAAAAAGAAGAAGAUAAAAAGAGAAAUAAAAAUACUAGAAAACUUAAGAGGAGGCACAAAUAUAAUAACAUUACAGGCUGUAGUCAAAGAUCCUGUGUCUCGUACUCCGGCACUUAUUUUUGAACAUGUGAACAAUACUGAUUUUAAACAGCUGUAUCAAACACUUUCUGAUUAUGACAUAAGGUAUUACUUGUAUGAGCUUUUGAAGGCAUUAGAUUACUGCCACAGUAUGGGCAUAAUGCAUAGAGAUGUAAAGCCUCACAAUGUCAUGAUUGAUCAUGACCACAGAAAAUUACGCCUGAUUGACUGGGGGUUAGCUGAGUUCUAUCACCCAGGACAAGACUAUAAUGUCCGUGUGGCAUCAAGAUACUUUAAGGGUCCUGAACUCUUGGUAGAUUAUCAAAUGUAUGAUUAUUCUUUGGACAUGUGGUCAUUAGGAUGCAUGUUGGCAUCAAUGAUUUUCCGUAAAGAACCAUUCUUCCAUGGUCAUGAUAAUUAUGAUCAACUUGUGCGUAUUGCAAAAGUGCUGGGCACUGAAGAGCUAUUUGAAUAUUUGGACAAAUACCAUAUAGAAUUGGAUCCACGGUUUAAUGAUAUUCUUGGAAGGCAUUCGCGUAAACGAUGGGAGAGAUUUAUACAUUCAGAAAAUCAGCACUUAGUGUCUCCUGAAGCUUUAGAUUUUCUUGAUCGUCUCUUGCGCUAUGACCAUUAUGAGCGUUAUACUGCUCGUGAAGCUAUGGAUCACCCCUAUUUCUAUCCAAUAGUAAAGGAACAAGGCCGAAUGGCAUCUUCCAACUCUCCAACUCCUAACGCAUUGCAAGGACCAGUAAAUACAACAGAGUAAUAAUUAGAGCAAGUAACGCUCUUUGUAAUGCUAUGUAUUGAUAUAUACUUGUACAAGAUUCCAGAAGAGAUAUUGUCAGAACACCUGAAGCCACUGUUGGUGUAAAUACACAUGAGACAGUGAAAUAUAUACCUGCUCUAACCAACCGACAAUUAUUGGUGUAAUUCCAAUGGAAAUAUAAUUUGGAAAGACAAUAUAAUUUAGUGUUUAAAAUUAGUAAAUCUGGUUCAUUGUUUUAAAGUGUUUUAUCUCUGAUACAAACUGCUAAAACAAUUGCGUGGAAGUGUUCAUAUACUCAUGUUAUUGAGUAUCUUGUGGUGGGUGGGAAAAAUUGUCCAAGUAAAAACUGAAUCAUCUGAUUUUUUUUAUAUGAAAUUCAAUAUUAAUUUUAAUCAGGUAAAGAUCAACAUGAAGUUCCAUUGCACUUGAUCUUUUGCAUUUAUUAACCUAUGGUAUUGAUAUUGUAAUUACUUGUAUAAUAUUGGUAACACCUGCAUACCAUUUGCAAAUACUGGUUAGCAGCUUUUCGUUGGUACUCUCCCUAUUUAAAAUUUUGUAUUUAUGUAAUAGAAGUAAAAUGUAGAUAUGUGUGAUAUAAAUACAAAAUUUUAAUAUGAUUAAUUGAUCGUUUUCUUUUAUUAUUACUUAUUUCAUAAAGGAGACCAGUAACUCUUUAUUAGAUGAAGGUGGUUUAAAAUAUUGUUUCUAAUUAGAAUAUUUUUAAUAAGUUAAAUUAGUUGUCUUUAUACAUAAUAUACCUAGCUAAAAUCGUCUCAUAUCUUGAAGUUAAAGUGAGCCUCAUUGAGUAUAAUUUAUUUUAGUGUGAUAACUUCAAGUUGUUGCAUAAAAGUUUUCUUAAAUAAACAGUACUAACUUUGCCUGGAAUUUUUUUCGAUUAUUUAUCUAUGAUACUUUAUAAUUUCUUUUAAAUCAGCGUACUUUCAUUGUCACAAAAAUACUUAAUACCUAGUCGGCGGAGAGCGCGGCUCUACGCUCAAGUAAAAGUGCGUCUUCUGCCAACUGCUUAUUUAUGCGUCAAGCUGCGGUUACUCGAAAAUGUACUAAAUUUAGUAUUUAUAGGUUGAUCCAAAAAUUCAACAUAUUAGGAAAUAUGUUAAAAUAGGUAUAAAUUACAUUAUUGUGUUUUAUGCAUAUGAUUUUUCAUAUAGAUUAAUAUGCUUGAAAGACCUGAUGUAAAAAUUGGCUAAAGUGAUCGCCAUUUUGAUGUUUUUUGUUUAAAGAUUCGGGCGACUGCGCUGUCUACAAAAUGCAUAUUGCUAUAAUCGGGGCAAUGUGUGACCCGCUUUGAUUUUCUUAGUAACUAUAUAUACUCUAUUUAUGAAAUCUACACAUGGGGAGCUUGUCCUUAGUUGUGAGUUUAGUCAUCGGCAUUUUAGCCUUCUCGUCUUUGAUUGAAGUUAGGGGAAUAAAGAGAUUUGCAUAGAAUCUAUUUUUAAUUAUUACCCUUAAAUAAAAACAAUGGCGACCACUUUGCAAUUACCUGUACCAAUAUCUAGAUAUUAUCUUUGUUAAGUCUACAAGGAUGCACAUGAAUCGAUUGUGAUAUCGAUAAGUUUCAAAAUAAAAAUAAAAAACAAAACGAC